GCCAAAUUGAAUCAUUCAUUCAGAAUACGUCGUAGCAAUCGCGAGUGACUUUGUGAAAUCGAAGGAGAAUCUCGUGUUAAAUUAAUUUUGAAAAUAUAAAAAACUAUGCCUAGACGCGGACGAUCUGCAAGCCCACCGCCGGCCCCUCAGCGAAGGGCUGCACCAGCACCAGCACCCGCUCCGAGCCGUGUCCCGGCUGCGGCGCCUGUGUCUACACCCGCCCCGAUGGCCGCGGCGCCCCAGCAGCCCUCCAUGUUCGGACAAAUGGCUGCCACGGCUGGAGGAGUCGCCGUUGGCUCGGCUGUGGGUCACAUGGCUGGUAGUGCUUUAACUGGCUUGUUCAGCGGAGGUAGCAGCAGCGAGCCCGCACAACAGCAGGCAGCACCAGCAGCCGCCGCAGCGCCCCCCGCUUACAACCAGGGACAACAACCCUCUGGACCGUGUGCCUGGGAGAUCAAACAGUUCAUCGAGUGUGCCCAACAACAGCACGAUCUCACACUGUGCGAGGGCUUCAACGAGGCUCUCCGCCAGUGCAAAUUAAACAACCAUUUGUAAACACCUAAACAGACAGGUGCUAUUUUUUUUAGGAUUUUUUGUUCAUAUAAUGCCUUUUUAGAAGAUCUCUUACAAAAUUAUAUAGAAAAUGUACACAACCAGUGUUCUAUUGUAAAGGCUACUUCCAUCUAAGAACUUUUAAUUUCAAUAGCAAAAUUAAGCACCUGCCAAGUACUUUCAAUAUCAAUUGAUUUCUGUUUAGCAGUUAAAUGUAAUCAAACAUUCUGGAUAGCAAAUAUUAGUUGUUCUGUUGUUAUACUUUAAGACCUGUGAUGUAGAUUUUAUUAUUUACAAUUAUUGUAAAUCUGAUUUACGUAAUUUAGACAAAUUCUAUAACAUACAAUAAAUAAAAAAACCCAAA
This is a messenger RNA of Leguminivora glycinivorella, 916 nucleotides long. RefSeq names its product coiled-coil-helix-coiled-coil-helix domain-containing protein 2 (gene Chchd2). NCBI's taxonomy places the organism in Eukaryota, Metazoa, Arthropoda, Insecta, Lepidoptera, Tortricidae. The record is from RefSeq and is a predicted model, not a curated record. Gene Ontology annotation, biological process: mitochondrion organization. The coding region runs from base 106 to 555 and encodes 149 amino acids. The transcript is spliced from 3 exons. Gene Ontology annotation, cellular component: nucleus; mitochondrion.